UGUUUGUUGUUCAUUAUAAUUUAUUUCCUUCCGAACAGUUUCAGUAAAGCUAAAAUGCUUACUGGAUAAAUUUGCAAGAAUUUUGGUUUAUUUUUAUAAGUACCGUUUUCAUCUUCCGGCAAAAACAAAAUUAUUUGUUUAGUGAAUAUUCAACAUGCGAAUAUUUAGCAAAAUUCUCAACACAUUCAAACUAUCCACUCGGCUAUCGAUAUGUUCUUCUCCAAAAUGUGUUUUUCCCGAAACUUUCGGUUUGCGUGGACAUACAACGACAAAUCAUCAACAUUUUCGCCCACGACAAGAGAGUCCAUACCGUCCAAGGCUAGUUGAAACUAGAAAUUUUCCUAUGUCUCCUAGUAGUUCUUUCUACAGGAAUUACAGCCAGUCAGGUAAGUUAGCUGAGAGUGUAGCUGGACAAACAACGUCAAUAUUUAAUAAAAAUAUAUCAAACGUCCUUCCUGUGGCUUUGGUGAACCUGGAUAAAUAUGAAAAUUCUAUGAAAAUUCUCUUUAUACCACUUAAUAUCUUUGAUGAUCGUACAAGCCUUAAGAAUGAUCCUUUAAGUACCAUAUCUGUUAUACGAGAACACGCUAAACAAGUUGAAGCAAUUACCGAAAAUCUAAUGGAAAAUUGUCCUUUAGAUGUUAUGGAGACAAAACCUAAUGAAAUGAAUGACCCAAAUUCGCCUUCCACUGUUCAAACCAGUAAUAUAAUAGACUACAUAGUUACAACAUCGGCUAAUACAAAUGCUAUUAAUCCUUCAAGCAUUAAAGUUGUCACUAACACCGCAACUGUCGUAGAUCUUGACGAAAAUAUAGAAAAACCAUCGACAGAUAAUGUACUAACAGUAUUGGAUGACUCUGAAUAUCAAGAUCAUCUAAAUAUGUACAAUAAUGUAGAAAAUUCUCUACAGCUAAGAGAUAAUUUGCAGAUGGUACCAGCAAAUUCCUUUAAUGUUGAAGAUUGGAAUGCAUCAAAAGAUAGUUUAUUUACAGAGGUGUCAAAAGGAAUUGAAAGCCAAUUAAGUCAGAUGGCCGUAUCAUCUGUACAACUUGGUUUCGAAAUGGAUAUGACUAAUAUUAAAGAAGCAAUUGAACACAGCGCUGAGGUUGAAUCAAUGGAGAUCUUUAAUCAGCCAAACCCAAAGCUUCUUAAAAAUCCUACUUUAGGACUCACGACGAAUUUUGAUUUGGAAAAUAUUCAUCCAAAUCAAACAAUUCCACUUAAUUUUAAUGCAUUAAUACAGGGUGUUAUAUCGAUUGAUCCCUCAAAAAUUAAUCUUGAAAAAUUAAGCCAACUACAGGUAGCACAAUUUAAUGAUAACGUUACAGCUAUAGCUGCAAAUAUAUGCAGUGCUGCAUUACAAAAAGGUUUUCCAACUGAUAUGUUUCGUACGUAUUCUUCUAAAAAGGGAGAGAGUAAGCCACGUAAUCCUCACAUAACAUGUGUACGUGAAGGCGAAAAAGGUUGUGUGUCUCCAGGGAACUCUGAAAACCGAUCAUAUUCAUCAACAGGUGGUGAUGCACCAGCUGUAGAUAGCAGUUCUGUAUUCUCGCCAUCUAGCGGCAGUCGAGCAUUGUGGGGAUUAAUGAAUUGCAAUGUUUAUGCGAAAGCGCUUGCUGAGGCAGCGCAAAGAAGGAAAUCAAUAGAUGAUUGCCAACCAUGUGAAGAUAUAACAAAAGCUGCCACAGCUGAUUUAUGCAAUAAGCUAAAAGAAGAUCCAUGUCAACCACAAAAACAAGAAGCCAAAAAUGAUUCAUGCAACAAAAAGAAAGACGAUCCCUGUAAGCCAAAAAAGAAAAAGGAUACAUGUAAGAAAAAGAAAGAAGAUACAUGUAAUAAGAAGAAAGAAGAUCCCUGUAAGCCAAAAAAGAAAGAGGAUACAUGUAAGAAAAAGAAAGCAGAUCCAUGUAAACCUAAAAAGAAAGAGGAUUCAUGUAAGAAAAAGGAAGCAGAUCCAUGUAAACCUAAAAAGAAAGAGGAUUCAUGCAAGAAAAAGGAAGCAGAUCCAUGUAAGCCUAAAAAAAAGGCAGAUACAUGUAAAUCAAAGAAAGCGGAUCCAUGCGGAAAAGGUGAUUCAGGUAAGAAAAAAUCAGGUCCUUGCAAGAAAGAAGAGAAAAAAACAAGUCCGCAAUGCAAAAAAGCCGCAGAUAAAGGAGCUUCUGGUUCAUGUGGGGCUAAAAAGAAGGCAGAUCCGUGUGGGGCUAAAAAAGCAGAUGCAAAGAAAAGUGGAGGUCCUUGCAAGAAAGAAAUGAAAAAAACUAGUCCACAAUGCAAUAAAGGCGGAGAUAAAGGAGGUUCUGGUUCAUGUGGAGCUAAAAAGAAGGCAGAUCCGUGUGGGGCUAAAAAGGCAGAUGCGAAGAAAAGUGGAGGUCCUUGCAAGAAAGAAAUGAAAAAAACUAAUCCACAAUGCAAAAAAGCCGAAGCUAAAGGAGCUUCAGGAUCAUGUGGAGCUAAAAAGAAGGCAGAUCCGUGUGGGGCUAAAAAAGCAGAUGCAAAGAAAAGUGGAGGUCCUUGCAAGAAAGAAAUGAAAAAAACUAAUCCACAAUGCAAUAAAGCCGAAGAUAAAGCAGCUUCAGGAUCAUGUGGAGCUAAAAAGAAGGCAGAUCCGUGUGGGGCUAAAAAGGCAGAUGCAAAGAAAAGUGGAGGUCCUUGCAAGAAAGAAAUGAAAAAAACUAAUCCACAAUGCAAUAAAGGCGGAGAUAAAGCAGCUUCAGGAUCAGGAUCAUGUGGGGCUAAAAAGAAGGCAGAUCCGUGUGGGGCUAAAAAGGCAGAUGCAAAGAAAAGUGGAGGUCCUUGCAAGAAAGAAAUGAAAAAAACUAAUCCACAAUGCAAUAAAGGCGGAGAUAAAGCAGCUUCAGGAUCAGGAUCAUGUGGGGCUAAAAAGAAGGCAGAUCCGUGUGGGGCUAAAAAGGCAGAUGCAAAGAAAAGUGGAGGUCCUUGCAAGAAAGAAAUGAAAAAAACUAAUCCACAAUGCAAUAAAGGCGGAGAUAAAGCAGCUUCAGGAUCAGGAUCAUGUGGGGCUAAAAAGAAGGCAGAUCCGUGUGGGGCUAAAAAGGCAGAUGCAAAGAAAAGUGGAGGUCCUUGCAAGAAAGAAAUGAAAAAAACUAAUCCACAAUGCAAUAAAGGCGGAGAUAAAGCAGCUUCAGGAUCAGGAUCAUGUGGGGCUAAAAAGAAGGCAGAUCCAUGUAAAUCAAGCAAGAAAGCAAGUCCUUGCAAAUCUAAAAAGGCGGAUCCAUGUAAAUCAAAGAAGAGCGCAGAUCCAUGUAAGUCUAAGAAGGCAGAUCCUUGCAAGAAAAAAGCGAACGCAAAAUGUAAGACAGAAGAUCCUUGUAAAAGUCUAGAAAAAGAAGCCAAAAAAGGCGCAUGCAACAAACCUACUAAACCAACAAAACCCAAAUGCGGUGGGGGAAGCGACAAAAAAUUCAGUACAUUGGCAUUCGUACCAAACUUAACGAAUAUAUUUCCACAUCGUCAAUAUCACACAACAAUGUCAACAUGGAAAACAAAACUAGAACUAAGAGUAUUAUCACUGAGUUGUAUUAGGAGCUUCGCUGAUAAGGGCUCUUCAGGUAAAUGCGUAGAGGGAAGACCUGUCAUUCCUAAAAAACGCAAAACAAUACGCCGAAAAGAUGGUGCUGACUGUUUCAAAAAUGAUGACAAUCCAUGCGGUAAGAAAUUGUGCAAGGAACCAAACUGCAAGAAGCAGAAGAAGAAGGAAAAGAAAUGUAAAAAACAAAAUAAGUACUCUCAAAAGGGGUCUUAUUGUACAACUUUUUCAAAAAAUAAUUAUCAAAUACCAUGUCGAAAUUUUUCGGGGCCUAUUAGAAUGUUUAGUUCGAAAGUGGUUGAAUGUUGCAAUAAAGAAAAUAAAUGCGAAGAUCCAGAUCCAUGUGAAGAAAGCAAUGAUGAAUGUGAAAAUGAGGCAGUGAAAGUUGUAGACGUGUGUAAACUCACCAAAGUUUCUGAAACAAUGCCAAUGUUCAGUGAAUAUGAUGUACUUAUAAAGACGGAUUCGGUAGCUAUCUCAGGUUCUGACAUACAUCUGUAUGAAACUGGUGGAAAGUUGUGUCCAACUAUGACGUUGGGACAUGAUGCUUCGGGAACAGUACAAAAAGUGGGAAGAUGUAUAACCAAUCUAAAACCAGGUGACAGAGUAGCGAUGGAAUCUGGUUUAUCUUGUGGAAUUUGCGACUUUUGCAAACGAGGUGCAUACAAUAUGUGUGCGCAACUCCUUUAUAACGGUUUUUUAACGAAAUAUCAAGUACAUCCAGCUGAUCUUUGUCAUAAAAUACCCGAAUCAGUGUCACUGGAAGAAGCAACAUUAACGCAAACCUUAGCCUUGGGUUGCCAGGCUUGCUUUAAGACACACAUAACACCAUUAACAAGACUACUUAUUAUGGGUUCCAGUCCUACUGCAAUCGCAGCUGCACUUUGUGCACGAUCUAUGGGAGUACACAGCAUUUGCGUGGUGUGUAAUAUGCAUAAAAAUCUGGAACAAAUGCGAAAAUGUUUCGACUUUGAUUAUGUUUAUUAUGAUUGUGAUACAAGUCAUCGGCAGAUACUAGAUGCGAUUUGGGCCAAAUUGAAUAAUUGGCCAGAGGUAGUCAUAAACUGUUCAGUAUCAGAGCAGACAAUGAAUAUUGCUGUAAUGGCACUGCAGCCCUGUGGAACUUGUGUGCUAGCCGAGUGCGAAUCGGAGUGUGCUACUUUUAAUGCAAUAGACGUACUUAUGAAAAAUCUAAGACUGGUGCCAAGUUUUAGAUUUACAAAUAUGUUUCCGACCGCCUUACAUUUAAUGUCAACUGGUAAGGCACAAAUGUGCUGUAUGGUACGAAAAAUCUUUGGAUGGAAUCAAAUACAAACUGCUUUCGACACAGCGCAACACGAAGCAAAUAUUGGAUAUAAAAAAGUUAUAGUGAAAUGUUCGGAAGAAAACUGCUGAUACUUUACAAAAUUUUAAUAUAUUUUUAAUAUAUUUCUGAUUGCAAUAUAUUUAUUAAUAC
Messenger RNA from Teleopsis dalmanni, 5003 nucleotides. RefSeq names its product serine/arginine repetitive matrix protein 1-like. Gene Ontology annotation, biological process: D-sorbitol catabolic process. Bases 155 to 4942 code for a protein of 1595 amino acids. Lineage: Eukaryota; Metazoa; Arthropoda; Insecta; Diptera; Diopsidae. Gene Ontology annotation, molecular function: L-iditol 2-dehydrogenase (NAD+) activity. The record is from RefSeq and is a predicted model, not a curated record. The transcript is spliced from 6 exons.